This is a messenger RNA of Lycium barbarum (goji berry), 941 nucleotides long. Its product is annotated as tetraketide alpha-pyrone reductase 1-like. Gene Ontology annotation, molecular function: oxidoreductase activity, acting on the CH-OH group of donors, NAD or NADP as acceptor. The record is from RefSeq and is a predicted model, not a curated record. The transcript has 2 exons. NCBI's taxonomy places the organism in Eukaryota, Viridiplantae, Streptophyta, Magnoliopsida, Solanales, Solanaceae. Bases 522 to 842 code for a protein of 106 amino acids.
UAGCAUCUGGCAAUUUCUUGAACUUUCUAGUUCAUGGAUUCCAUAGAAGCAAGUCUACAUUUUAAUUUUUUUUGCUCAUACUCGCAUAGCAGAGGAGUUCAUUUAUCUAACUAGCUUUAGUAUAGUUCCUGCAAUUUGAGUAAAACAAAUUCACGAAUUCCUUGUCGAUUUAAUGUAGUCCCUUAUUUUUCUGAUUUUGUACACACAAGCUCAGACACCUGACGCAAACUAUAAAGGACACAGUUUUACUGCAAAAGCAGAGACUUGUAUAAAUUCAGAUGGAAAGCAUAAAAAAUGAUCUCACCAUUUUACUCUUUCCAUGCAAGAUUUGGUAUGUACUAUCAAAGACCCUAGCUGAGAAGGCUGCUUAGGAAUUCUGUAAACAAAACAACGUUGAUCUUGUUACACUACUCCCCUCUUUCAUCAUUGGGCCAAGUUUGCCUCCAGAUUUAUGUUCAACAGCAAAUGAUGUUCUUGGUUUUCUUAAAGGACAAACAGAUAAGUUUGAAUUCCAUGGAAGAAUGGGUUAUGUUCAUAUAGAUGAUGUAGCACUCUCUCAUAUACUUGUCUAUGAGCAUCCAAAUGCCCAUGGGAGGUUCCUUUGCAGCUCAAAGGUUCUUGACAACAAUCAACUUGUCUCAGUUCUAUCAAAGCGCUACCCGUCUUUGCCUAUUCCUAAAAGGUUUAAGGAACUGGAUCGACCUCCCUAUGAAUUCAACACUUCGAAGCUGGAGGGCUUAGGAAUGAAGUUCAAGUCCAUUGAAGAGAUGUUUGAUGAUUGCAUCACAUUCCUCAAAGAGAGUCCUUAUUUCUUCCAUCUAAGAUACAACAUUUCUGCAUAAAAGCUCUGUAAUGAACCUUGGAUGUUUUAUUUUACGUAUCUCAUGUUCUGAUCCUCUGUUGUCUAUACCAAUGAUGACCUCAUCACCAUAUUAUUAAAA